CUAAAACUGUUUGUACAAAUUUUCCAUGGCUGUUUGCUUUAGUAUGUUCAUGGUUGUUUGAAAUUUAAAAGGACAAAUAAUGAUAAAGAUAAAUAAUAACGGACCGAAAUUGUUUGCUAAUACGGGAAGACACCGCUGCCACGAAAAACAACUAUUACGAGCAUCUAUUACUCCGUUGUACCAAUAGCUUUUCAUUUCAUUACAUUGCUCCGAAUGUAAUUGCUUCGAAUUUAAAUGGAACAAAUCUAGUUUAGAGCCCACCCGAUUUUGUGAGUUUCUUUUUCAAAAUGUGUGGUAUUACGUGUAGAUUAAGAAUAUAAAAAAAAUCCAGGCGGACGAGCUUCGUUUUAAAGUUAUGAGGGAAAACUUCAUAAAGUUCGGGUUUUCCGUUUCACGUAUUCCUUAGUUAGAAUUUAACAUUUUUAAAUUUUUUUUUUUUCCAAAAUGUGUUUUUUUUAUGCUUAAUUCAUUGAUAUAAUCAAAACUUACUUAUAACACUUACUUUUAUAGGUUUUGUACAUAAACCUUGAAAAAUUCAUCCAAAAUAUAGUCAAAAAUUGACAUUUUGUUUUUUAUUAUAAUUUUUAAUUAUUGAGAUUUUGAUAACGAAGUAUUUUCAUUGAAAUCAGAAUGAGGCUGUCUGGCUUAGCUUUAGAGUUACAAGCGUUCAAACGCUGCAUUCACUCGGACAAUUUUAAUAAAAAAUAACUCGAUUUGUUGUGCAAAACCACGUCGGGUAAGCAACAGGGGAAAGUGAAAAAGUGUUUUGAGUGCUUCCAGAGACCUGGCGGGGUAGCUUACUGCAUUCGCGUAACGCAGCGUAACACUUCGCGUUUAAAUGUUUGGAACUCUAAAACUAAGCCAGAAAGCCUUAUUCUGACUUCGAAAAAAACAAAAUUGUUAUCGAAAUCUCAAUAAUUACAAAUAAUAAUAAUAAAAAUGUAAAUUUUCGACCCCAUUUUGAAUAAAUUCCAAAAAUGCUAUUUUUCAAGGCUCAUGUACAAAAAAUAUAUAAAUAAGUAUAAUAAGUAAGUUUUGAUUAAACUAAUGAAUUAAACAUUAAAAAACACACAUUUUGUAAAUAUUAAAUUCUAACUAAGGAAAACGUGAAACGGAAAACCCGAACUUUAUGAAGUUUUCCCCUCCCAUAAUUUCAAAACGAAGUUGAUCCGUAUUGACUUUUUUUUUUAUAUUCUUCAUGUACGCGUAAAAAUCACACAUUUUGAAAAAAAAAAAACUCAAAAAAUCACGUAGGCGCUAAUUUAGAUUCAUACCGAAUUUUAAAUUUUAAUUCAUCUUUUAACCUUGUGUUUUGUUACCUUCAUAUUGAUAAAUAAUUAUUGUUAAUAUUUGUUUCUCAAUUAUUUAGAAUCUGAAUGUGUUUAUCAGGCAUAGCGUUUUUUUGACUGAACUGGAUUGCCUUUUGAUUAAGAAGAAACUUUAAGAAAAUAUAAUUUUGUUUUAUCAGGAUUAACUUUCGAAUAUGCUGCAGUAUAAUAAUGUAUGUACAGAUCUUUUUGGCAGUCAUGAAACAAUGACAGUGCAGUAUUAUCAAGCAAAAGUAUGUGUAUAUGCCCGCAGAAUUAAUAAAACUGUAAGUUUUGUUUAAAAACUCUACUUAUAUCUAUUGUUUUAGCAUUGAAUAUAUAUAGGUAGUUCCAUUCAGUAGAUACGUAUCACAAUUGACAAAUUGACUAAAUGGAUCGAGAAAGGAUAGUUUUGAUGAUAUCCUGAUCCAAUUAAUUUACAGUAAACGCUAUUGUAAGAAUAUUUUAUCGACUUCUGAAUAUCUGCUUUUUACAUAAAUAUAUUUUCGAUAUAUUUUUUGGGAUAAACAAAGCAUAUAAAAGAGGUAUUUUAUGAAUUGAAAAAUUACUUAAUAUGAAUACUUAAUACUUAAGAUUAAUAGGUAUGCAUGAUUGCCUUAUGUAGACACAAUUCGGAGUAAUACACAUUCGUAACAGUUAUAUUUGGAGCAGUUGUAGCUACCCGUUAGUACAGAGAAUUUCUAGAGUUUUGAAUUCGGAAGUUGUAGAAUAAAUUAAUAAUGAUUAGACAAAAAAACAUUAUUUAAAACGUACAAUAUCAUCUUUAAUACAUGAAAACUUCAACCAGAUGAAAAAAUUUAAAGACCUAAAUCAAUGACAUAUAAGAAAAAUUGCAUAUCCCUAUUAAGAAGUAUGUAGAUAAAUAAAUAUAUUGUUACAAAUCUUAUCAGAAAAAAGAAAUGCUGGACAAAAAUUUUAAAAUAAUAUAAGAACUCUCUCGUGUUAUUGAACACGAGAACAUUUUUAUUGAGUGUUUGAAAUGAAAUUUUUAUACUCAAAAACCAUGCAACCAUACAGGUCUGUGAAAAGUGAUCGAAAAACAAGAAUAUCGAAUAAUUUAUUGUAAUAUAUAAUAACAGUAUAACGUGUGAAGUAUUAGUUUAGUACAAUAUUUGAUGCGUAUAUUGGUCACACUGUAGACCAGCGAUAGUUUGUGGCGAUACCUUGUUCCAUAAACCAUUGCAAAGCGACAUGGACUUCUAAAUACUAGGACUUUAUCCAAACCCAAAAGCCAAUAAGGCAAUAACUCAUACUCUCCCAUACUUCAAGUCUUUUAUAGUUCAAUCCUAUUGGUAAUAAUGUAAGGAUUUUCAUAUUUUUAAAAUAUUACUCAAAAGAUUUAUAGGGCAGAAUAUUAAAUUGAAUCUACCUUAAAUAAAUAGAAAAAAAGAAAUUUUUGGUAGGUAUGUAUUGAAAAAUCAUUUUCCUUUUACGUGAUUAAUUUGUUUUUGUCUGAUUAUUCUUAGUGUUUAUUAUUGUACUUAAGGAAACAUUUUUUAUUAUAUGUAAUUUGUUUUAGUUUUAAUAAAUUGUUUAUGUUCACAGUAUUUGAAAACGACAUAUUCAUCAUGGAAGUUGAUAAAAUCUUUGAAAAUUCUUCAUUAGAUUCAAAGUGAGUAAAUGUAUUAAUAUGAAUAUUGUGUCCAAAAAAAACCAAGACCAAACAUUGUUUAGAUGGUUAAUACUCAGAAUAUAACAAUAAAAUAUAUAUUUUAUUUUAUUUAUAAAAAAAAGCGUUAAAACAAUUUUUUUUCUCAGUAAACACUUUCUUGGUUAACCCUUUUACUGCUCUAAACAUAAUAUUACGUUAUUUUGUUUCAAAAAUAAAACAAGCGAAAUAUUACUUUAGUGAUUGUACCGAAAAAAUGUCUUGUGUUGUUCACCAUAUAAUAUUUGUAAUGGUUUAUUGUUUUUACAAUGUCUUUUAUAAUGAUGAAAUAUGAGUUAAAAUUUGUUCAUUUGAGAAAUUUUGGCUUGCAUAAUUUUAAACUUAGGUAGUUGGAAUCUUAAUUGAGAAGAUUUUGAAUUCAUAAAUGUUUUAACUUGGCGGUUUGAUUUUAUGAUUCUUUCUGAAUAUGUAUAAGAUAUAAAAAUAAUUUUUUUUUUCGUAGUAGAGAAAGGUUGCUAAUCAAAAAUAGUGUAGAAGUGAGAAGGUUAUUAAAAAUGUUUGAAUUUCUUCACAUUGUUACAAAUGUCAAUACAUUGGUUUUAUAUUUGUUGGUUUGUUUCAUUUGUUAUAAGAAAAAGGAACUCUAAUACAAUAAUUUUAUUAGUUUAUUGAUCUCUGUAGUCUGCUCAGCAUUGUUUUGUUUUGAAUGUCAUGUCAGCAACAAUAUUUGAUUUUAGUAUAUAAACAAAAUUUUACUAUAACCUAUAUAUCUUCCAAACUGUACUUUUAAUAGGUAUUUAUAAUUUGAAGUGUGUACAGCUUUUUAAAAUGUAUUUGUUUUAUUAUUAAUUACCUAAUGUAGGUGUAUGAGUAAAUUAAUAUAUUAGUAAUAGAAAUAUAAAUAGGUUAUGAAAGUUAGUUUUAUCUUUGUUUUUUUAAUUUUUACUUUGAAUUUGUGUAUAUCAUGUAUUUUUGUUUUGGUUAAAAUUUUAUUUAUCUAUUUAAAUUGUAAACUAUUAUUUAUUCUAGCUAUAAAUAUUUAGUAUUAUGAAAUGUAAUUGGAAUUUUAUUUCCAUUAAUUUUGUUUUUUUUUUUUUAGCUUACCGAUCCGUUAAGGAUCAUUGCUGCCUUCAAGUGAUCUCGCCAUACAUCUUUAUUUAAGUUAACUGAAAGGUCAUGUUCUGGUCUAUUUUUUUCAGUUCUCUGGUUAUUACAUCAAUCCAUCUGGUUCUGAGUCUUCCUAGGGGUCUUGUUUUGUUUAUAUUUUCCAAAAAAAUAUUUAUUAGUUAAUUAUUAAAUUUAUUAGUUGCCCAACUACUCUCCAGGUGUGUCCAAACCAUUAUAGCCGUUUAUUCCUGAUAAAUGCUAAAAUAUUUGUUCUGUUGUAUAAUUUCUGUAAUAAAAUUCAUUAUUUCUUCUCUCAAAUAUCAUUAAUUUCCUCUCAUCGCCAUUUUUCAAGGACCACGUCUCUCAAGCAUAAGUUACUAUUGGAUGCAAGUAAUUAUGAUAAUGGAGUACCUUUGAUGUCCAUGAGAGUAGUUUUAAUUUAGUAAUUUGAUUAUACUAUAAUAACACCAGUUCUCACUCAUAGUUUUUUCAUUAAUUUCCUGGUGCAUAUUAUUCUUAUCAUUAAUAUUUAUUCUUAAGUAUUUAAAGUUGUCCACUGCUUAAAAUUUCAUAUUGCUAACCAAAAGGUUGUUUGUGUUGUUCGUUUAUAUCUCAUACUAUUUUUUCCAGAGCUAAAUUUAUUAAUAUGGAUGAGAGGGUGUCACUUUGGCAGAGGCUAGAUUUUACCACAAAUAGUUCCGAGCAAUUUUGUAAAAAUCUUUUAGUCAUAUUUUUACUAUAUUUAAAUACUUUUUUGGCAUUCCGAGUAAUUCUAAUCCUUUCCAUAAUUCACUUCUGUUCACACUGUCAUAUGCCCGCCUGAAGUCUAUAAAUAAUAAGUGUAACUCCUUAUCAAAUUCAUAAUAUUUUGCUAUAACUUGUCUUGGCACAAAAAUGUGAUCAGUGGUUGACUUGCCCUUUCGAAAACUACACUGGUAAUUUUCAAUAAUUUCAUUGGCAUAUGUAUUUAUUCUUUCUAAAAUUACUGUUAGGACUUCAUAACCUAUGUCAAAUAAAGAGAUACCUCUAUAGUUCUCCGUUACUGCUGUGUUUCCUUUUUUAUGUAUGGAACAAAUUAUAGCAGUGUUCUAACAGACUGGAAUUUUUUUUUAUUAUCUAUACACACUUAAUCAUUUCUGUUAAUUUCUUCCUUAGUGGUAAUCCCACUGUUUUAACAAUUCUGCUCAAAGCCUUAUUAUUUUUGAAAUCGUAAACUGCUGUAUUGAUCUCGUUUUGAGAAGGUUCCUCAAUUAGCUGUUUUACUGUAUGGUAUUCUAUUUCUUCAUUUUCAUUAUUGUUAAGGUCUGUUUAGUAGCUUUUCAAAAAAAAAACUAAAUUUGUCAAUGAUUAGGGUUCCGUUUGUGUUCUGUUAUUAUUUUUGUUUGUGGUUUAUAGCCUCUUUUAAUGUUGUCACUUAUAUUGGAGAAUAUUUUUGGAAUGUAUUUGUUUAUUUCUAGAUCAUUUCUGGGCCAUUUGAUGAGACACAUUUGUAUUUAUGUAUUUAUAUCCUUUCUUGGAAAGUAGGUACGACUUAUUAUUAGUUCUUUAGAUGCAGCAAAGUGAAUUAGUCUUGUACAAUUGUCAUUGCUUGUUUCAUAUAAGAUAUCUCGUCUUACUGUGGAUCUAUGUAUUAGUUCUCUCUGCCCAUUUUAACAUUAUGAUCACCUACUAUCAUUUUUGUACAAUGAGUGGGUAAUCUGUUCACCAGUCUCUAAUUCAUUAUAAAUCAUCUUUUAUAUUAUCAGUUUUGUUUUCUAUAGGUGCAUAGUAGUUGAUUAAAAUUAGAUCAAAAUGUUAUCCGUUAAUAAAGAUUAUUAUUAUUAUAGUACAAAUUGUGUAUAACAUUUAAAAAUUAAAAUGUCCUCUGUUCCCAGAUAGGAAUUUUGUUAUAUUACUGGUAUAUACUCAAAAUAUGUUUAUAAUAGUACAUAUUUUAUUCUUUUGUAUUUUUUUUUUAUAUUAAUUUAAUAUUUUAAGUAUGAUAAUAUAACAUUUAUGUUAUUAUUAUGAUUUUUUUUUUUUCAGAUAUAUAUGCAAAUUUAAAAAAGAAGGUGAAGAAAUACAUACUAUUAUUAAAAAAGAAGUAGACUUCAUUGAUGGUUAUGUUUAUGAGAGUGAGAUAACAAUUGAAACCGAUCCCAUAGAAUCUAUUUUGUAUAACGAAUCACAAUUUCAAGAAAGAUGUUUUAUGUGUGCUAAUUGUAGUAACUCAUUUACGUCAAAAUUGAAUUUGAAAUAUCAUAUGAAAACUCACAUUGAGAAAAAACUAUUCCCAAGUAAAGUAUAUGAUAAAUCAUUUUCUACCUCAUCUGUUUUACAAAAUCAAAUAAAAGUUCAUAGCGAUACUCGUAUAAGACCAUACCAAUGUGAUGUGUCUAAGAAGAAAUUUCUUCCAAAAAUCACUUCAAACAACCAUGAAAAAAAAAAAUCUUAUGAUUGUAAUGUGUGUAGGAAAACUUUUUCUCGUGCAUCCAGUUUUUCCAAUCAUAAAAAAAUUCAUAGUAGGGAAAUACCAUACCAAUGUGAUGUGUGUAAUAAGACAUUUAUUCAAAAAACCCAUUUAAAAUUUCAUAAAAGAGUUCAUACAGGAGAAAAGCCUUAUGAAUGCAACGUAUGUAAGAAAACAUUUUCUCGUGUAAGCGUGUUAUUCAGCCAUAAAAAAAUUCACAGUGGGGAAAAACCAUACCAAUGUAAUGUGUGUAAUAAGACGUUUGCCCGAAAAGACCAUUUAGAAUUACAUAAAAGAGUUCAUACUGGAGAAAAACCGUAUGGAUGCAACAUAUGUAAGAAAAAAUUUUCUCAUUCAAGCACGUUAACCAACCAUAAAAGAACUCACAGUGGGGAAAGACCACACCAAUGCAAUGUAUGUAAUAAGACGUUUGUCCGAAAAGACCAUUUAGAGUUACAUAAAAGAGUUCAUACUGGAGAAAAACCUUAUAUGUGUGAGAUUUGUAAGAGGACAUUUUCUGUACGAUGUAUAUUAGUAUCCCAUCUAAGAAUUCAUUCCGGAGAAAAGCCUUAUCAAUGUGAAUUAUGUAAUAAAACGUUUUCGCACAAAAAUAGUUUAAACCAACAUAAAUUAAGUCAUACUCGAUCUAAGCCAUACAAAUGUAACGUAUGUAAGAAGACAUUUACUGCCAUUGCCACUUUGACUUUUCAUGAAAAAACUCAUAGUGGAGAUAGACCACAUCAAUGUAAUGUGUGUAAAAAGACAUUUAUUCGAAAACCCGAUUUAAACAUACAUAAAAUGGUCCAUACUGCAGAAAAGCAUUAUGAGUGUGAUGUUUGUAAGAGGAUAUUUUUUUUACGAAGUAUAUUAGUAUCACAUUUAAGAACUCAUACUGGAGAAAAGCCCUUUAAAUGUGUAGUGUGUAAGAAGACAUUUUCUCGAAAAAGAAAUUUAAACGAACAUCAAUUAACUCAUAUUAAAAAAAAAGACUUUUAAUUGUAACAUAUGUAAUAGGACAUUUUUGAACAUUACGCGUUUAAAAACACACAAAUUAACUCACAAUGGAGACACCAUUCAAAUGUCAUGAGUGUAACAAGACAUUUGUUAAAUUAUCUACUUUAAAAAUACAUAUAAGGGUUCAUACUGGAGAAAAACCUUACAAAUGUCAUUUAUGUGAGAAGGCAUUCAUAUUAAAAUGCCAUUUACAAUACAUUACAUACAAGAGAAAAAAAAAAGACUUGAAUGUAACAUAUGCAAUAAGACAUUUUCUCUAAGAAGUAAUUUAAAACGCCAUUUAAAGAAAGUUCAUACUUAAAAUAUUUAAAAUGUUAUUAUUUGUCUAAUUUUAAUAUUUAAAUUCAUUUUUUAAUAUUACAGAUAGAAAUAUGACAAUUUUAUUGUUAAAAUGUUAUGGUUUUACAAUGAUUAUUUUUUUCUUUUUUCUUUUUAUUUUUUGAAACUUUACAAAAUUUGUGCCAAAAAUCUUCCUCCGAUGUAUCAAGUGUAAUACCUUUUCUUAAAGAACAUUUUAUUUAGUUUGUGACAAAGAUCAUUUUUUGAUUUUCAAAGUAGUUUGUUAAUAAUUGAGAAAAUUUAUAUAAACGGU
Cinara cedri is the source of this 8099-nucleotide messenger RNA. NCBI's taxonomy places the organism in Eukaryota, Metazoa, Arthropoda, Insecta, Hemiptera, Aphididae. The record is from the annotation of a GenBank genome assembly.